Elaeis guineensis (African oil palm) is the source of this 1178-nucleotide messenger RNA. RefSeq names its product thioredoxin domain-containing protein 9 homolog. The record is from RefSeq and is a predicted model, not a curated record. Lineage: Eukaryota; Viridiplantae; Streptophyta; Magnoliopsida; Arecales; Arecaceae.
CUUUCCAGCUUCCAUUGCAAUGCCUACCACCAACACAAUUAAUUUAUCCUUGAUUCCUAGUUACGAUUAGGGUCGCAUUUUAAGCAUAACCGACUCCAUAAGACCUUCCGGACCCGGGCCGGCAGGUUAUUAUAUUUGUAGCGCAAUCGCUCACACUCUUUGGCGGAGGCUCGAUUCCAUUGAGCCAUGGACGGAAACCAAGCAAAGCAGAUCCUCGAGCAGCAAGUGCUGACCGUGGCCAAGGCGGUGGAGGACAAACUUGAUGACGAGAUCGCGGCGCUGGACCGGCUCGACCUUGACGACCUCGAGGCCCUCCGGGAGCGCAGGCGGCAGCAGCUCAAGAAGAUGGCCGAGAAGCGGAGCCAGUGGAUCUCCCUUGGCCACGGUGAGUACUCCGAGAUCGCCGAGAAGGAGUUCUUCGCUGCCGUCAAGGCCAGCGACCGCGUUGUGUGCCACUUCUACCGCGAGAAUUGGCCUUGCAAGGUGAUGGACAAGCACUUGAACAUUCUCGCGAAGCAACAUCUAGAAACACGCUUUCUGAAAAUUCAUGCUGAAAAGAGCCCCUUCUUGACUGAUAAGCUUAGGAUUGUUGUACUGCCUACUCUUGCUCUCGUAAAGGAUGCGAAAGUUGAGGACUAUGUGGUUGGAUUUGAUGAGCUUGGGGGCUCUGAUGAAUUCAGUACAGAAGAGCUGGAGGAGAGGCUUGCUAAGUCACAAGUCAUCUUCUUUGAGGGGGAAGCAUCAUCACAUCCAACCAACCCGAGCACAACCAAAAGAAGUGUCCGGCAAUCAGAAACAUCUAAUUUAUCUGAUUCUGAUUAGUGCGGUCUUGCUUCACUAAAUGGUGCUGAGAGGCUUAGAUGAUGGUGGGAGCUUCCAGACUUUUGUAAGAGAGGUAGCAAACUGGACUAGCAGUUGAUCAGAAAUUUCUCUAUCCGUAUCCAGUGUAUCACUUAUGAUAAGCAUCAUAUUGAUUAUGCAUCCUGUUGUUUGUAUUCUAGGCAAAUCCUUGGAAAUGGUCGGGAGGUAGGCUUUUGUUUUUAAAUUGAUUUCAUUAAAUGAGAAGUAUCUAUUGGUGUGCUAAUUCUCAGCAACACUAUAAUCUGUUUUGUAGUUCUAGACAUGAAACUGCGAUAUAUCUUAAGGUGCAAUCAGGUACUAAGAUAUGUUGCCUGCUC